AUGUUCUCCUCAACUCUCUUCCUCUCCCUCAUCGCCGCCACCGGCACCCUCGCCGCACCCGCCGCCGACAACAUCUUCCAGAAGCGCGAGCUCUCCUGUCAAGACAACGGCGGCGGCUACCAGCCCGUCUCGGCCGCUCAGAGCUGCGUCGACUAUCUCAACAACAAGAGCGGCGACGACUGCGCCAUCAAGGGCGAGAACGGAAUCUUCUGCCAGAACGGCGAUCUUGUCAUCGCCGGCAGCAACAUCAGCGGCAAGGACAGCACGUCUUCUUCUUGUGGUGACGUUGCUGCUGCUGCCCAGGCGGUUAUUGAUAGCUGCACUAACUCUCAGCAGCAGGUUGCAGGCUACAAUGAGGCUCGUGGUAACGGUGACCUGAUUGUUUCCAUCAACCACAAAUAG
Molecule: messenger RNA, 402 nt
Organism: Aspergillus versicolor CBS 583.65
Lineage: Eukaryota; Fungi; Ascomycota; Eurotiomycetes; Eurotiales; Aspergillaceae
Exons: 3
Coding region: 1-402 (133 amino acids)
Source: RefSeq, a predicted model, not a curated record